AUGACUAUUGCUGCAUAUGCGUAUGAAACAAAUGAAGCAAGAAGAGCACAUGAACUAGUAAACGAAAACUCAACUUUAACCAUUGAAGGCAAUGAUUUAGUCAUUGACGAUGGAAAAACUAAAAAAGUCAUUGAUUUCGAUACUUUUAACACUUAUGACCCAUUCAUUACAACAAGCAAGGUUCCCAUCAUAAAUGAUGGAACGGUGCAAUAUAUAAAUUCUACAGUAGAUGCCUCAUUAGUGAAAGUAUUAAAUGUUCUCAUUGAAUUGUUAAAGAGCUUUCGAUUUGACGACAACAUUAAAUGCCUAAAGAAUUUAGUCAUGAAUGAGAAACAAAUUCUCGGCGUUGCUGGUAGCAGUAAUGAUGUACACCUUAUGACAUUAGAAUAUUAUAA
This is a messenger RNA of Trichomonas vaginalis G3, 395 nucleotides long. Its product is annotated as organellar and viral DNA polymerase type B. NCBI's taxonomy places the organism in Eukaryota, Parabasalia, Trichomonadida, Trichomonadidae. The annotation marks the transcript as partial. The record is from RefSeq and is a predicted model, not a curated record. The transcript has a single exon.